AGGAACUUUUAUAUUGCAUUAAAAAUGCUGAGAAUAUUUUUAUUACUAUACUUCAUUUGUUUAUCCAAAAACUUAGUUUCUCUAGAGAGAAUUGAGGAUAUAAUAACAUGUUUGAAGGGAACAGACUGCGACGAAUUUACAGAUACCGAUAAUUACACAGAAAUAUAUAAUGAAGACGGUCUUACGUCAAAUAAUUUUCUAAAUGUCACUAUUAAUAUUACUGAAUCAACGUUAACUAUUAAUUUAAUGAAUAUAACAGAAAUUCCACAAUCUGAGACAACGACUACUGCAGCUUCGAUUAUUGUCCACAAAUUCGACUCGGAAACAAAUGAUCAUAGUAUAUACAAAAAACAGUCUGAUAUAUGCGAAUGUGAUUUAACUGUAGCAUCGUGUGACAUCAAUUGUUGCUGUGAUAUGGAUUGCAAAGAUCAUCAUUUAAAAGUAUUCUCUCACUGUAAAGAUUAUCAUACAGAAUUAUAUGAUAGUCGUUACUGUUACAGUAGAAAUUUUAUUCAGAGAAAUAACACUCCUUUUAUUCUCGAAAAGUUAGCUAAUAAUUUAUUUUGCAUUCUUUACGACAACCUUCCACCUGUGUACAGUGUUAAUAAUAACUUAGUUAUUAAUAAUCAAAAAGAUUUAUUGUCAGAGAUAAAGAAAGAUAUACCAAAAUGGAGAUUCGAGCAUCAUCAAAAUAUGUUUAUGUAUAACGUCACUAGUACCUAUAAAGAAGGUGACUUUGUAUGGAAAUUACAAAAUAAUUAUAUAAAACCUUUAGAGUUACUACAAACAGGUUUUACGGGAAAAUGUUCUUUUAAAAAGAUGAUUAAAUAUCUUAAUAAUUGGAAAGAUUCUUGUAUGCAAGUUGAACUAAAUGAUGCAAACCAGUUCUUAUUUCCGUCAACAUACAAUAAUUUUACGAUUAUUAAGUCGUUACAUUUGUUUAAUCAAACUUACAUUCUUUCAUCGGAUCAAAGCUGUCCAAAGAACAUAUGUUUAUCUCCAAUCAGUCAUUAUUGUCGAAAUUCUUGGAAUAAUUGCAACAACGCAGAAAUAUUGGGUUCUUGCUCUAAGGAAAUGUGUCAUAAUAUUAUUAAAGGAGUUAAAUAUAUAAUAAGCCAUAAUGGUACUUUUGGUAUAGAUAACAUUACAAUACAUUUUCUAAUAGGUAACGUAUAUGAACAAUUCUAUCAAUCAUUUGAGGUAAGUUACGAAUGGAAUGAUCAGAAUAAAAAAAUUAUAUUUGAUCGUAGUGGUAAUCCUGGCUACAUUCGUGGAAAACCUUUAAUCAUAGGAACCAUUAAGACAAAUAAGACUAAUAAUAUAGAAUUUCGUUAUAUUAGUUUUAAUAAAACUAAAAGUUUUUUAACUUUGCCAUUAGGACAGCAAAACCGUGAAUGUAGUCAAACCAAUAGAUAUACUGUAACUUUUGGAGAAGAUAUUAAAGUUAAAUGUUCCCUAACAUUGAAUACGACUAGUUUUACAACUACGUCUUGCAUAGAAUUACAUAACAAAACUUUACAUUUCUUAAUGGAAGAUACUUUGCUUAAUGUAACACAAGCUGAUCAAUAUGCUAUAUAUAUCUCUAAAUUAGGAAAUUUUACUAACAACAAUACUUCGGAAUGGAUAAAAAUUUUACUCGAUAGAGUACCUCAUCAUGUAAUAACUGGCCAAAUUCUCAAUGGCUGGAUUCGAUGUUCAGGAUUAAUAACAUCUAUAAAAUAUGAUAUAUUAUAUUCUGUAUCACCUAAAUCAGAAAGUUUAACAAACUAUGACAUAUUAGGUAUAGGCGCUACAUUCUCUGAAGAGACAGAUUUAUCUUGGCCAAAAUGCAUUAUGAAAAAUUGCACAAAUGUGCUUCAAAUCGAUAUUACCAGUUUUGUCACAUUUCAUGAUAUAUCCAAACCAUCCCGAUAUUAUUUCGCAGGUGGUCCAAAUUUAGACUUGACAUUACCGUAUGAUUUUUUUUAUCCUUUUCUAAGCAAUGGUGAUAUAAGAAUAAAAUCGUCCAUAAUUUUAAUAUAUAUCUUAGGUAUAACUAUUUCUUAUUAUAAUUAAUAUCAUAUAAAAAUAAAUACACUGUAAUUAUCAUAUUCCUCAUGGUUUGUUUACACUUACGCAUUGUAUACGUAAUUAAACUUAGUUUAGAUAUAUUUUCUACAUGCACCAAAGAAUUGUAAUGAUACUAUCGAGCGAUAAUAUGUAUAAAAAUAUUUUGGUAUAUCAUUAAAUGUUUUGCAUAAUAAAUAUCAUAAUAAUUCUUUUAA
Polistes dominula (European paper wasp) is the source of this 2264-nucleotide messenger RNA. Its product is annotated as tectonic-3. Gene Ontology annotation, cellular component: ciliary transition zone. Lineage: Eukaryota; Metazoa; Arthropoda; Insecta; Hymenoptera; Vespidae. Gene Ontology annotation, biological process: cilium assembly. The record is from RefSeq and is a predicted model, not a curated record.